Molecule: messenger RNA, 1070 nt
Organism: Pseudovirgaria hyperparasitica
Lineage: Eukaryota; Fungi; Ascomycota; Dothideomycetes; Acrospermales; Acrospermaceae
Exons: 3
Coding region: 60-638 (192 amino acids)
Source: RefSeq, a predicted model, not a curated record
AGGAGUUGCUCGCCGCAUCUUUGAUAUUGCAAAGCUCUCAAUACUAGCACGUAGCCAAGAUGAGUGCGUACGCAGCCAGGCCGAUGCCAUCGUCGGUGAAGGUAGUACAGUGCAUUGGAAUCACGUCUGCCGCGUACCUGCUAGGCCAAGUUGUGACUCUCAGUACUUGCGCGAUACCAGCAAUUCUGCAAGCUCCAGCGCCCCUGGCUGCCAGACAAUGGGUGACCAUGUUCGUGCGCGCAAGAGCUCUCGGCAUCGCCGUUACUGCGAUCCCCGUAGUCGCCUUCUCAUGGUUGGCUUGGAAAGACGGCUUGCAGCCUAGAAACUUCAAGCUCUACUUGACUGCCGCCCUUAUGCACUUUCUCGUCUUCCCAUACACUAUGCUCGUCAUCCUUCCUACGAACAACAAGCUUGAAGAGAAGGCUCAAACUAUGUCAGAUAAUGAAGUCGAACCUUCAGCUGCGGAGGCUGGUAUUCAAAAGGAAGAGACGGUUCAUGCCUUGGUUGACAAAUGGGGCUUGGUUGCGAUAGGCAGAGCGGUCCUCGCUGGAGUCGGAACUGUAUGUGGACUCAUGGCCACUGUAAAACAGUACGAUGUGGUCAUAGUUGACCUUGCCUCCCUGGCCAAGCCCGAGUGAUUCAUAUGAAAGGCAAGCCAAAGGACUCGCGCGAACGACUGUCAACGACUGUGAAAUGAACAGAUUGAUACCAGGAUUUGAACUGUAAGAUAAGGAGAGAGUAUUACAGCCAGUAGUGGUUGCUAUUGAGAUAGCGCAUUCAAGCGCGGCGAUGCCAAACGGAGUCGUCCGACCUGAAGUCGAAGUGCUAGUAUUAUAGUAGUGCAACCCGUAAGUUUGGCCUUGUAGUAAAUCCACGAGCAUAUGCCACGCGAGCAAGAAUCACAUACAAGAUAACAUAUGUAGUGCUUACAAACGUCAUAUUCAGUGCAUAUUUAAUCUCUAAUAUUUCCCAGCUAGAGACAUGCAUGGAUAUCUAGUUAUUCACGAUUGUUUCAAUCAAAUACAGACAAAUACUAAGACUAAGUAUUACGGAUAUUUACUUAAUGUUCG